AUGGAUCCCAAGAAUGAUGCUUCCUCGCACGGAGCCGUAGUCGAUAUCGGCGGUAGCAACAUGUACGACGGCGUUGGCAAGCGAUUGCAAGAGGCCCUCACGGCUCCAUACUCUCCAACCUCCAAACCCACGCUGCCCGACGAAUUACUGUACGACGAUGUCGGGUUGCCGAUCUGGAAUCAGAUCAUCUUCACCCCUGAAUUUUACCAGACUCAUGACGAGAUUGCCUUGUUUGAUGAGCAUGGCGCUGAUGUUGUUGCACGAUGCCCAGCUGGUGUCACAAUUAUCGAUCUAGGAGCUGGUGACACUCGCAAGGUUGGCCACCUUCUCGCAGCCUUUGAAAAGGGCAAGGUUCCCGCCAAGUACCUCGCAUUGGACAUUUCCAGAUCGUCGCUGAAUCACAAUGUCAAAUACCUGGUGGAGCAGCAUCCGAGCCCUGAGUCUUCAGUGACCUGUGCUGGUAUCUGGGGUACCUUUGGCGAUGGCAUGAGCUAUAUCCAAAAGAUCUCGACACCACGUCUCUUCCUCUCGCUAGGUUCAGUGCUCUGCAACGAUCCUUGGCCUGAAGCACUUUCUCACCUGAAGUUCUGGGCCGAUGCCCUGCGAUCUGACGACCUGCUUCUAAUUGGAAUGGACGGUCACACUCUUCCCAACAACAAGGAGAAGAUCUGGAACGCCUACCACUCUUGCGAUAGCCUUUAUCACAAGUUCUUCUUGAAUGGCUUCAAGCAUGCCAACCGUCUGGCAGGUGAGGAAUGGUUUCGUGAGGAAGAUUGGGAACUCCUCGCACAAUUGGAGGAUGAGCCCACUACUCGUCAUCGCUUCUUCUUCCGGGCCAAGAAAGACGUGAAGCUUAAGAAGAUGAGCCGCAUCAUCCAAAAAGGCGAAGAGUUCGACUGGUUUGAUUCUCACAAGUACGGCGAAGACAACGUGCGCCUCAUGUGCUAUAAGGCAGGAUUGAGCGUAAUCGAUGUCUGGCAGGCCCCAGGAUCGGAGUUCCGACAAUAUCUCGUUCGCCGCAAGGACAGCAAGGACCAGCGAGACGACGCCGACAGUGCCGUCUCGGGAGUCAGUUACUAA
Molecule: messenger RNA, 1080 nt
Organism: Fusarium musae
Lineage: Eukaryota; Fungi; Ascomycota; Sordariomycetes; Hypocreales; Nectriaceae
Exons: 3
Coding region: 1-1080 (359 amino acids)
Molecular function (GO): methyltransferase activity
Source: RefSeq, a predicted model, not a curated record